CUUUUUGGCGUUUACCGGUCCCGUCCACAAAAAAACCCAAUAAAUAAAUAUAGAAACAAAAGUACAAUUACUUUAAUUUAAUAAAAUGUCGGUGCAGACUUUGCUCUUAGACUUUUCAAUUGACCCUGCUCGGGUGGGAGACGAAAGUGGGCAGAAAUCAGUAUUCGGUCAGCUAGAAACUGUACUAAAAGAUUAUAUCCCGAAUCUCCUGCUGGCGGCUGAUAUAAAAAUAGAUGGAGGUUCUUUGAAACUAAUGACAGGAAAGAAAGGCACCACUGUCUCUGUAAGACUGUUUGACCGAGGUCUUGUGACUGUAAAUAUUGAAUACUACAAGGAAGACAAUGAAGAACCAGUAAUAAGUUUCAAGUCCGCAAGAGUAUUGGAAAGUCAGCUGAAAAAAUACAUCACUAUUAUAAAAUCGCAAGCUUAUGCUCCAAUAAAAAGAUGCCUGUUUAGCAGGUAUUAUCCAACAUCAGAUGAAAGACUGCUUGAGUAUGAUAUCGAUGGUGUUUUAUUUGAUGAACAGUCGCCGUUUCAAAGAGUGCAAAUUGUUCACUCAAAAACUCUCGGCAAUAUGCUGGUACUCGAUGAUUUGCAAAAUAUUUCUGAAGCAGAUUUAAUCUACACUGAAACCUUAAUGCAAAGAGGCAAGGAGAGUUACGAAGGAAAAGAAAUCGUCAUACUAGGUGGAGGUGAUGGCGCACUGCUAUACGAAUUGUUGAAGGAAAAGCCCAAGUUUGUGUGGAUGUUGGAGAUUGAUGAGCUGGUGAUGACCGCCUGCAACAAACACAUGCGCUCUAUCUGCGGAGAUGUUCUGGCCACCAGGAAGGGACCCAAUUACGAAAUAAUCGUCGACGACUGCAUGUUGACCGUGAACAAGUUCAUAAAGGAGAACAAGAAAGUGGACUACAUAUUCGGCGACCUCACCGACAUCCCCAUCUCGGAGUCGGCCUGCGGCGAACUGUGGGAGUUCCUCAUCACCAUACUGCGCGCCGCCUUCCAGAUCCUCAACGCCAAUGGGAAGUUCAUGACCCACGGAAACGGUGCCACCUCCCCCGAGUCCUUGGAGCUCUACGAACAAGAGUUGGCGAAGCUCAAACCACCCGUGAAAUUCACCAAAAGCAAAGCUUUCGUGCCGUCUUUCCUCGAAGACUGGAUCUUCUACCAAAUAUCACAUGCUAACGCUGGCAACGGAGAUGCCUAACACACGAAUACCAAAGAUCUAAUCACAACAUUGUUCCUUUCAAGUAUUUUGACGACGUUCUACUAAGUCAUAUUUUUAAUAUUAAUGCCAUUAUUUGUAGAUUAUAAUUUUUACUAACGCACCUCCAGAAAAAAAGGUUUUUUUUACCGAGGAUUGUAUUGUACGAUAUUAUGUAUAUAAAUACAUAAGCAAUAUACCUCUACAAUGAUUAUUGUAAGAUAUGAAAAUAACUUGACAGAGAAACAUUUUGUGAAUUUCGGGAGAGUGCUAUUUUGAUUGUGGCUAUUCACAAUGUCGGUUGCAUUAUUUUUGAUAUGUUUUAUAGAAGCUAUUUUGUUAUAAUAUGUUAUUGUGUUUCUAGAUUGCUUUAUGGCAGCAUAGUAUUAGC
Chilo suppressalis (striped riceborer) is the source of this 1592-nucleotide messenger RNA. NCBI's taxonomy places the organism in Eukaryota, Metazoa, Arthropoda, Insecta, Lepidoptera, Crambidae. The record is from the annotation of a GenBank genome assembly.